UUGCGACAGUGGCCGCGGGUCCCGGCCGUGGGAGCGGACCGGGGACCCGCCGCGCAGCACAGUCUCGCCGCCCGCGCGGAAGGUCUCUCUCUUUCCCCGACGCCUGGCACCGCAUCCCCGCGCCGACGUGGACCGGGACCCGCGCUCCCCAGUGCGGCCAGGACUCCCGAGCGUGCGGGCGGCUGGAGACGCCGAGCUGCUCACGAUGAGGAGGGGAGAGAGACUCGGGCGGAGCGGCCUCGUCCCGCGGGUCUGAGCGCCCACCCCCGCCGCCGGGACUCCGGCCUCCCUGGGCUUCGGCGAUGAGCGCUCGGUGACCGGCGGCGCCGCGAGUUGUAGACCCGGGACUCCGGGAGGCAAUGCUGGCUCGGCUUGGAGUGGCUCGGGGACAGUGAAGAAACCCUAAAAUGGAGGACUUUUCCACCAGGACCUACGGCACAAGUGGCCUGGACAACAGACCUCUGUUCGGAGAGACGUCUGCCAAGGAUCGAAUCAUCAAUUUAGUUGUUGGCAGCUUAACAUCUUUACUGAUCCUAGUAACGCUGAUUAGUGCUUUUGUUUUCCCUCAACUACCUCCAAAACCGUUGAAUAUAUUUUUUGCUGUCUGCAUCUCUUUGAGCAGUAUCACUGCCUGCAUACUUAUCUACUGGUAUCGACAAGGAGAUUUAGAACCGAAAUUUAGAAACCUUAUUUACUAUAUCUUAUUUUCUAUCAUCAUGUUAUGUAUAUGUGCGAAUCUGUACUUCCAUGAUGUGGGAAAGUGAGGCUGCCAAGAGAUACACUCACCAGGUCUCUUCAAAGCAAUACAUUUGGACUCGAAUAAGAGCUGGAUAAGGUAUGCUGAAGAGUCUCCUGCAAAACUCUGAUACAUGAUUUUCAUGUUAAUUGUAAAUCUAAAUUCCCUCUUGCAGGGGAGACAUAUCCUAUAUCACUUUGCUUUUUCUUUAAGGAGCCGAUGUUGCACUUAAACAUUACCCCUUAAAGAACAAGUCAUUUUCACUUUUGAAAUUUUUUAUAUAAAGGAAUUGCAUGGCGCAAGGCUAUGUAACAAACAAUCUUGCAUUUUAAGACAAAUAUUCUUUUAUUUCUGUUAAACUGAAUAUACAAUUAUUGUUCCCUAGGCAACCAACUUUUGCUUAUAACUACAAUUUCACGUUAACAAAACACAGACGGUGAAAAGACAACUUUGAUUGUGUAGAUCUAAUUACAAUAAUAAAUAAAAUAAUUUAUACAAGU
Dama dama (fallow deer) is the source of this 1236-nucleotide messenger RNA. It is a transcript of the gene TMEM243, whose product is annotated as transmembrane protein 243. The record is from RefSeq and is a predicted model, not a curated record. Lineage: Eukaryota; Metazoa; Chordata; Mammalia; Artiodactyla; Cervidae. The coding region runs from base 408 to 764 and encodes 118 amino acids. The transcript is spliced from 5 exons.